Messenger RNA from Scomber japonicus (chub mackerel), 2211 nucleotides. RefSeq names its product leucine rich repeat containing 4Ba (gene lrrc4ba). The transcript has 2 exons. Lineage: Eukaryota; Metazoa; Chordata; Actinopteri; Scombriformes; Scombridae. Gene Ontology annotation, molecular function: protein binding. Bases 1 to 2211 code for a protein of 736 amino acids. Gene Ontology annotation, cellular component: plasma membrane. The record is from RefSeq and is a predicted model, not a curated record.
AUGCGCAUCGCCACGCUGACCUGCCUUCCCGGCCCUUCCCCCUUCCUCUUUCUAUUGGCCCAGCUGCUACUGCGGCUCCUCCUCCCUGGGCCGGAGUUGGUGGGAGCCGCAUCCUCUUGCCCCUCCCUCUGCACCUGCUCCAACCAGGCCAGCCGAGUCAUCUGCACCAGGCAAAACUUGGAGGAGGUUCCCGAAAGCAUAUCAGUCAACACACGAUACCUCAACCUGCAAGAGAACUCAAUACAGGUUAUCAAGUCAGACACUUUCAAGCACUUGAGGCACCUUGAGAUCCUCCAGCUCUCCAAGAAUCAGAUCCGUCAGAUUGAAGUAGGAGCGUUCAAUGGCCUCCCCAACCUCAACACACUGGAGCUCUUCGACAACCGCCUCACACUGGUGCCAUCACAUGCCUUUGAGUACCUCAGCAAGCUGCGGGAACUGUGGCUGCGCAACAACCCUAUUGAGACUUUGCCAGGCUAUGCCUUCCACCGAGUGCCCUCGCUGCGUCGCCUGGACCUUGGUGAGCUCAAGAAGUUGGAUUUCAUCUCUGACGCAGCCUUUGUGGGCCUCAUCAAUCUACGGUACCUGAACCUGGGCAUGUGUGGGCUGAAGGACAUUCCCAAACUGACUGCUCUUGUGCGUUUGGAGGAGCUGGAGCUGUCAGGAAACCGGCUGGAGAUCAUCCGACCCGGUUCUUUCCAGGGCUUGGUGUCUCUCCGCAAGCUGUGGCUCAUGCAUUCACAGGUGUCCGUCAUUGAGCGCAACGCCUUUGACGACCUGAAAAACCUGGAGGAGCUCAACCUGUCUCAUAACUCUCUACACUCCUUGCCCCAUGACCUCUUCACACCCCUUCACCAGCUGGAAAGGGUGCACCUUAACCACAACCCCUGGGUCUGCAACUGUGAUGUGCUUUGGCUUAGUUGGUGGCUGAAAGAGACGGUGCCCAGCAACACCACCUGCUGCGCCCGUUGCCAUGCUCCCCCACCCUUAAAGGGAAAGUACAUCGGAGAGCUUGACCAGAGCCACUUCACCUGCUAUGCGCCAGUCAUCGUCGAGCCACCUACAGACCUCAAUGUCACGGAGGGUAUGGCUGCUGAGCUCAAGUGUCGCACAAGCACCUCCACAACAUCUGUCAACUGGAUCACCCCCAACGGCACUCUCAUGACCCACGGCUCCUACCGGGUGCGGAUAUCCGUCCUGCAUGAUGGCACACUCAACUUCACGAAUGUCACCCUGCGAGACACGGGCCAGUACACCUGCAUGGUCACCAAUGCAGCUGGCAAUACCACGGCAACCGCUGUCCUCAAUGUCACCGCUGCUGAUGCCAGCGUCAACUACACCUACUUUACAACAGUCACUGUGGAAACAGUUGAGACGCCGGGAAAUGAAGAAUCUGCAUUAGUUGCCAUCAAUGAGACCACCAUUCGUGUUCAUCCUGGUCCGACUCCCUCAGGCCACCUGUGGUCGGAAGGUUUUCCUACCACAGCCUCUUCUCUGUCAGCCAGCUGGUCCUCCUCCUCUCCGCGGGCCACCCGACCCACCUUCACUGUGCCCAUCACGGAACCGGGCUUCUCAGGCCUGGAUGAUGUGAUGAAGACCACCAAGAUCAUCAUUGGCUGCUUCGUAGCCAUUACCUUCAUGGCAGCAGUGAUGCUGGUGGUGUUCUACAAGCUAAGGAAGCAACACCAGCUGCAUAAACACCACGGCCCCGCCCGUGCCAUCGAGAUCAUCAAUGUGGAGGAUGAGCUGGGUGCCGGGGCCAGUGGUCGGGGCAGCGGUAUCUCAGGAGGCUCCACCGUGACGCAGACUGGAAGCAGUGGAUUAGGAGGGGGCCAGAGCCUCAGGUUGCACCACCCAGAGAUAGUCAACCUGCCGAACCUGGCCCGAUCGGAGCACCUCAACCACUACUACAAAACCCAUCAUUUCAACAACAACAUGAUGAGUUUGGGCAUGGGCACGGGUACUGGUAUGGGCCUCAACAACAACAACAACCCCUCGCCUUGCUCUCAGAACAUGUCCAUAUCAUGUUCCCAGGUUCCAACGUCCACCACUGGGGGUACGCCCUCGGGUGGCACCCUUCCCUCCCCUGUGCCCCUGCCCCUGCCCCAGUUGGGUCUCCACAGUUCUCUGAAAGGCCUAAUGGGUAAAGGGCAGAAUGAGCCACUGCUUUUUAAAAGCGGCUCCAAAGAAAAUGUGCAAGAGACUCAAAUCUGA